UAUUCACGACCCCUCCUUCAAUGUUCCCUUCACUCCACUUUCAAACCAUACAUACAGCAAGCCCUCUCUCUCUCUCUCUCUCUCUCUCUCUCUCUUCGAGCUACCAGAGACUUCCAAACCAUACAUACAGCAAACCCUCUCAGACUCUCUCUCUCUCACGCCACCCCUCUCUCUCUCUCUCUCUCUCUCUCUCCCCCCUUCUUCUCCUUCUUCAGUUCUUCUUCUUGUGAUUGUGAGGUGGGAAGGUGCGCGAUGAUGGAUGUGAGCAGCAGCCGGUGUUCCCAUACUUCCCACAUCACCGAAAUCAUCAUCACCAGCUUCUUCCGUCACAAGCUUUGAAUUACCCCCAAAUCCCACACACAAGAAAACAACAAUCACUAUACUAUAUCGGGGUGAAAAUCAGGGCUUCUGAUAUUCACAUACUCUACUUAUGCCAGCUUGAAAAGAAAGAAAGAAAAAAACCCAAAUCCUUUUUUUGGGCAAAUCCAAGCUAUGGCUGGUCGGAGGAUGGCCUACGGCGGCGGUGUUGAUGGUGGUGGUGGUUCUAGUGCGAGUGCUUUUUUGCUUCAAAAUCAAAGGAUUCCUGAUUCUCUCUUCUUUUCUGGGUCUUCCCCUAAUUUUCUUGGUUCAAGGUCCAUGGUUAGCUUUGAGGAUUUUAAUGGUUGUAAAAGACAAGAAAGGCCCUUCUUCCGGUCGUUUGAUCAAGAGGAGAAUGUAGAUGAGGAAUACGAUGAAUACUUGCAUCAACCAGAAAAGAAGAGGCGGCUUUCUGCUGACCAAGUCCAAUUUCUUGAGAAAAGUUUUGUGGAGGAGAACAAGCUUGAACCGGAAAGGAAAGUUCAACUCGCAAAGGAUCUUGGUUUGCAACCUCGCCAGGUUGCAAUAUGGUUCCAAAACCGACGGGCCCGGUGGAAGACAAAACAACUAGAGAAGGAUUACGGGGCAUUGGAAUCUAGCUACAACAGCCUCAAGGCCGACUAUGAUUGCCUUCUUAAGGAGACUGAGAAACUAAAAUCCGAGGUUCUUCACCUCACAGACAAGGUGGUUCUCAAGCAGAAACAUAAGGGUAACACGGAUCCAUCCGAUUCAAACAAACAAUUGCUUGCACAACCACAAGCAUCGGUUGAUUCAGGCAUGCCUUCUAAUCAGGAAGAUCAUAGCUCAGCCAAAAGUGAUGUGCUGGAUUCAGACAGCCCGCAUUAUGUUGAAGGUCACUCCUCUCUCAUAGAACCAGGUGAUUCUUCCUAUGUUUUGGAACCUGAACAGUCGGAUCUAUCUCAGGAUGAGGAAGAUAACUUGAGCAAGAAUCUGUUGGCUCCAACAGGAUACGUUUUCCCGAAAGUUGAACAUGAUUACCCCAACCCACCAACAAAUUCAUGUUACUUUGGCUUCCCAGUUGAAGAACAACCCUUUGGGUUUUGGUCUUACUAGUUUCAUGUAGAUAGUUUAUCGUUGUUGUCGUUAUUUUACGUAUGGUACUCGUAGCUAUACAUAAGAAAUAAAGCCAACCCAUGGCACCACCCUAAACAGAUGUGGUGCUGUGGUUUUGGUAAGGUUUGAAAUGUUGGGUAUUUGCCUCCCUUUGUAAUGGUGUUUUCAGAUGGGGCUGAAGUGAACUUGUACUUUUGUUGUGAGGUAUCUUAAGCAGAAACAUUCUCUA
Rhododendron vialii is the source of this 1660-nucleotide messenger RNA. RefSeq names its product homeobox-leucine zipper protein HAT5-like. The record is from RefSeq and is a predicted model, not a curated record. NCBI's taxonomy places the organism in Eukaryota, Viridiplantae, Streptophyta, Magnoliopsida, Ericales, Ericaceae. Gene Ontology annotation, molecular function: sequence-specific DNA binding; DNA-binding transcription factor activity, RNA polymerase II-specific. The transcript is spliced from 3 exons. Gene Ontology annotation, biological process: positive regulation of DNA-templated transcription. Bases 493 to 1431 code for a protein of 312 amino acids. Gene Ontology annotation, cellular component: nucleus.